This is a messenger RNA of Candida tropicalis MYA-3404, 1383 nucleotides long. It is a transcript of the gene IPT1, whose product is annotated as inositolphosphotransferase. Bases 1 to 1383 code for a protein of 460 amino acids. Gene Ontology annotation, molecular function: inositol phosphoceramide synthase activity. The transcript has a single exon. NCBI's taxonomy places the organism in Eukaryota, Fungi, Ascomycota, Pichiomycetes, Serinales, Debaryomycetaceae. Gene Ontology annotation, biological process: inositol phosphoceramide metabolic process; sphingolipid biosynthetic process. The record is from RefSeq and is a predicted model, not a curated record. Gene Ontology annotation, cellular component: inositol phosphoceramide synthase complex.
AUGAAUUCAAUACUUAAGCCAUUGGUACUAAUCUACCAGUUCUUUUAUAGAGUAUUUUGGUCAGGAUUAAAUCAAAGAAAUAUCUUUCAAUUGAUUCUAAAUUUUUGUAUAAACUUUAGUCCUGUAUUCAUAUGGUUAUUAAUAUUUAAAAAUGCCGGAUUGAUUCCUCAUAAAAUACGUCCCAAAAUUCAUGUUUCCUUGGCUUAUCAUGUAGAUACUUUUAUGUUUAGUACUAUACAAGGUGGAAUCACUACUAUUAUUUGUCUAUUAGGUUUAAGUAUUGCUUUAUACCGUUUGGUUUAUCAACGUAAGACUAAAUCCCAUCAAAAUAAUACUACUUAUAUUCCUUUGCAAAAUCAAGGAGAACAACAAGAAUAUAAUGAGAAUACCAAUCCAUAUGAAGAUGAUUUCAGAUUAUCUAGUUCGGACUCCGCAAGUGAUGUUGAAUUAGAAUCAUUUCCAAAAGAAUUAUCAAAAGCUAUUGAUCCACCACCAUUGGAUUUUCAAAAUGAUCAUCACCAUCAACCAUUUGUAUUAAUUCCAAAUUUAACACCUAUUGAAAUUGGUGCUAUGGCUCAAUCAAUAAAUGAAAAAAUCAUUGAAAAUCAUCAAAAAACAGGAAUUUAUUCACCAAUUAAUUGUUGGUAUUUCUUACCUCCUUUAUUAAUAUCUACAAGUUGGUUUAUUUUAAAUUUUGUUCAUUGGUUAAAAGAUCCAAUUAGACAAUGGGAAGAUUAUAUGGCAUGGGUUUCAUAUGUUUUAGGUCAUAUUACUGUUCCUAUAGUUACAGCUGUUUGGUUAUAUGUAUUUCAAGCUCCAGGAGCACUUAAAUCUUAUUCAUUAGCUCUUGGAUUAAUGAAUAUUUGUGGUGUUUUAACUCAUUUAGUAUUUCCAAAUGCUCCACCUUGGUUUAUUCAUUUAAAUGGUGAAGAUGCUUAUGCAGAUUAUGAUACACCAGGUUAUGCAGCUGGUUUAAUCAGAGUUGAUGUAGCUUUAGGUACUCAUAUUACAUCAAAAGGAUUUCAUGCUUCUCCAAUUGUAUUUGGAGCUUUACCUUCAUUACAUUCAGCUAUGGCAGUUAUGACAUUUUUAUUUGUUGGAUAUUAUGCAAGAUGGACAAUAAUUAAAUUAUUGGCGUUUUCAUUUGUUUGUAUUCAAUGGUGGGCUACUAUUUAUUUGGAUCAUCAUUGGAGAUUGGAUUUGAUUUGUGGGAUGAUGUAUUCUAUUACUUGGUUUACAAUUAUUUAUAAAUUACGAAUCAUUAAAUCAGAUGCUAAAUUUGUUAAACUGAGAUUAAGUUAUGAUUUUAAUAAUGGUAGUACCAUGGGAAUGAGAGUUUUCAGAAAUACUAAAUUGCAAAGCUUUUUUGAUCCUUUAAGUUAA